AGCAAACAAGCGGCCACUGUCGGGACAAACUGUAAUGUCCACUUUAAAGAUAAUAUUUCUUUGUGUUAAUACAUCUAAAAACAAAAUCAGUUAUUUUGAUAUUAGCAUUAUAUAAGCAGGUGGAGGUGUGUAGCGCGUUUUGCCCCGCCCACUCCGGAAAAGUAGUCGACAUUAUUUUGAUUUUUAAGGUGACGUGGAGUAGGCUGUUUCACGGCACUCAGCACGGCAUCAUGUCGUUUUGAACAGCACAAUCAAUUUAGGGGUCGAAUGUAGCCCUCGCACUAUUGUUAAUUUGAACGUACGUAAGAAGAUGUUAUGGAAUAUUUUUAUUUGAGUUGGACAGUUUCUCAGAAACACGGAUAAGAGAAAGUGACUGUUCCCAGGCCUGGAAUCCGAAAAAUCCUCCAAGCAGCACCGACAGGAGUCGAGAUGACGCCAAGGUUGGGUUUAUCCAGCCAUCAGUACUCCAAUGGAGUGAGGAGGUACUGCGUCUUGGCUGUUUGCCUUCUAUCUCAAAUUGGAUGUACGGCAAGCUACAACCAAGGAGAUGCAGUCACCCUUUACGUCAACAAAGUUGGUCCUUACCACAAUCCCCAGGAGACGUAUCACUUCUACACCUUACCUGUCUGUAGGCCAGAACAGGUGCGCCAUAAAGCCUUAAGCCUUGGAGAGGUGUUAGAUGGAGAUAGGAUGGCAGAGUCGCUAUACAAAAUCCGCUUCAGGGAGAACACAGACAGACAAACACUGUGCCAAAUAACCCUCAAUGAGAAAGAGGUGGAGCAGCUGAGAGAGGCUGUGGAGGAGCUGUAUUAUUUUGAGUUUGUCCUCGAUGACAUUCCCAUCUGGGGCUUUGUGGGCUACAUGGAGGAGAGUGGCUUCCUUCCUCACAGCCAUAAGGUGGGUCUGUGGACUCAUCUGGACUUCAACAUUGAGUACAAUGGCGACUCAGUGAUUUUCGCCAAUGUGUCGGUGAAGGACGUCAAGCCUGUGCCCCUGGACGAGAGCGGCGGGCUGAGCCCAGGGGGGAUGGGGAGCUCGGCUGGCAGCCUGACGGUGACGCACACAUACAGCGUGCAUUGGUUUGAGAGCCCACUGCCGUACGUGCGGCGGGCAGAGCGCCUGCGCGACUACUCCUUCUUCCCCAAGACGCUGGAGAUCCACUGGCUGUCCAUCAUCAACUCGCUGGUGCUGGUGGUACUUCUGCUGGGCUUCGUCAUCAUCAUCCUCAUGCGCGUGCUCAAGAACGACUUUGCCAGGUAUAACGUGGAGGAAGAUGGUGGUUGCGAUGAUCUGGACCAAGGGGACAACGGAUGGAAAAUUAUCCACACAGACGUCUUCCGCUUUCCUCCUUACAAAAGUCUGUUGUGUGCCGUGCUGGGUGUCGGAGCACAGUUUCUUACUCUUGCAACAGGAAUCAUCAUCAUGGCGUUGCUGGGCAUGUUUAACAUCCAUCGCCAUGGCGCCAUUAACUCUGCUGCUAUUGUGCUGUACGCUCUGACAAGCUGCGUGUCGGGCUACUGCUCCUGCAGCUUCUACACGCAGAUCCAUGGCCAGCGCUGGGUCUGGAACAUCAUCCUCACCUCCAGUCUCUUCUCAGCUCCUCUCUUCAUCACGUGGAGCGUGGUGAACUCGGUCCACUGGUGGAGCGGCUCCACCCAGGCCCUGCCCGCCUCCACCGUGCUGCUGUUGCUAGGCGCCUGGAUGCUCGUGGGCUUCCCCCUCACCGUCAUCGGUGGCAUCGUGGGCAAGAACCGGGCGGGCAGCUUCCAGGCGCCGUGCCGCACGCGCAACAUCCCCCGGCAGAUCCCCCAGCAGCCCUGGUACAAGCACACUGCCGUGCACAUGGCCAUCGGAGGCUUCCUCCCUUUCAGUGCCAUCUCGGUGGAGCUGUACUACAUCUUUGCCACAGUGUGGGGCCGUGAGCACUACACACUGUACGGCAUCCUGCUCUGCGUCUUCGCCAUCCUGCUCUCGGUAGGCGCCUGCAUCUCGGUGGCGCUCACCUAUUUCCUGCUGUCGGGCGAGGACUACCGCUGGUGGUGGCGCAGCGUGCUCAGCACGGGCUCCACGGGCAUCUUCAUCUUCGUCUACUCCGUCUUCUAUUACCGCAACCGCUCGAGCAUGAGCGGCGCCGUGCAGAGCGUGGAGUUCUUCGGCUACUCGCUGCUGACUGCGCUCGUCUUCUCGCUCAUGCUUGGCACAGUCUCCUUCUGGGCCUCGCUGACCUUCAUACGCUAUAUCUACCGGAGCCUUAAGAUGGACUGAGGAUUUAGGGUUUGCGCCUACGGGCAAUUCUAGGGCAUGGCUAAACACACACACACACACACACACACACACACACACACACACACACACACACACACACACACACACACACACACACACACACACAGUCAACGUACACACACGCCUCUUAAAUAUUCAAAUGAUCCAAGUCCCACCUUCCCCAAGGUCCCCCAUGUUAAGCAGGUUGGCAUAGGAAAGUAUUGAGUGUGGACGCUUACAGGAGUAUUCUGUGCGGGCAGGCUUCGCCAAACUCCAGUUGAUUGUUGAGUUAUGCCUGAGCUGUUUUUUUGUUUUUUCCUUGUUGAGUUUUUAAGACUUUGGUAGAUGCUGUCACAGCAGGCGUCCAUGAGUUACUCUCUCUAAGGAUUUUUUGUUGAAAGAAGGGAAGGGGGAAAAAAAUAACUGGUUGGGGGAAUACUGCAGAACUGACUUACAUAUAGAGCCCAAUAAAAAGCUCAAGUCAUUUGUAGUUCAGUAACUUUAGAAAAAUGAAGAAAAAAAUUAAUAAAACCACAGGUGUCUUUGAUGGCUGCCAUGGAGCAAGCGGUACUCCAGGAGAGCAGAGAAAAACGUGAAGCUGAGGCCUUCAUUCUUACAAAGGUGAACCAUGCAACUGGACCAAUCAGAGUUCAAAAGGGAGGAAGACGGUUUGGUAGGUGUAUGGAGUGAAGGCUGUGGUGCUCUGUCAGGGGAAUGCAGCCUCGGUGCAAAAGAGUGUAUGAAAGUGCAAUAUCCAUAUGUGUGGAUGGGUGUGGUUGUGUUUGAAGUAGACAUGUUGAGCGCACACACACACACGUGUCAGAUGUGUCGGGUUAAGGGAGCAAUAUCAUGUACUAUAGUCACCAUCAACUGUGAUAAAUUAAGUUGUAAAUAUACAAUGUUUUCAAUAAAAAUCACAUCUUUUUAUUACAAAUCACCAAAGCAA
This is a messenger RNA of Alosa alosa (allis shad), 3211 nucleotides long. It is a transcript of the gene tm9sf1, whose product is annotated as transmembrane 9 superfamily member 1. Gene Ontology annotation, biological process: protein localization to membrane. The transcript has 9 exons. Gene Ontology annotation, cellular component: membrane. The coding region runs from base 430 to 2265 and encodes 611 amino acids. The record is from RefSeq and is a predicted model, not a curated record. Lineage: Eukaryota; Metazoa; Chordata; Actinopteri; Clupeiformes; Clupeidae.